Molecule: messenger RNA, 3304 nt
Organism: Rubroshorea leprosula
Lineage: Eukaryota; Viridiplantae; Streptophyta; Magnoliopsida; Malvales; Dipterocarpaceae
Source: the annotation of a GenBank genome assembly
UCAAAUCACCUAACCCACAUUGGAAAAAAGGUCACCGCUGAUCUACAUGAAGAAAAUUCUUCCAAACCUUUCCUUUGCGAACGAAUUUUCAAUCUAAAUGUCGUAGCCAACCACUCCCUCUCUCUGUUUCCAUGUCGUUUUCGAUCACCUGUCCUCUACCUUAUCUGAUACACAUUGAGUGAUUCAAAGAACUUGGCUCCUCUUGCAGAAUUCGAUUCCUCUCUUCUUAUCGAUAGCUUUCCAUUUUUUCCUUUGUUCUGCAUUUGAUUUUUUGCUAAAGCUGAAAGUUCACUCUCUGCAAGGAAAAAUGGAGAAUGGAUUCAAAAAAGCGGAAAAGGAUGGAGAUUAUGGUCCUUCGCAAGAGAUUGACCCUGCAAAGCCUGCUCUGUUGACAUGGCAACGACGGUUGGAUGGCAAUGGGAAUGUGCCGUCAGAAUUCGCCCUUACUUAUCGAGAGACCAUGCACAUGGCUCCAGUUGGAUUUCGACUAUGGCUACACACUAGGGAAGAAGCUGCAAAAGGACGAGCAUCAAUAUUUGACAUUUUCAGAAAACACUAUGUCAGCGGCGAUCAUGGUGUACCUUUAGGUGGUAUUGGGUCAGGAAGCAUUGGAAGAAGCUACAGGGGUGAAUUCCAACGUUUUAAACUGUUCCCAAUAAAAGGCGAGGAGGGCCCAGUAUUGGCAAACCAAUUUUCUGCAUUUGUUUCACGCGGAAAAGGUGAAAGAUUAUCAACUGUUUUAUGUGCAAAGAGCCCAGAGUUGUCCAAAGAUGGCAGUGGUGUGGGCAUUGAAUCUUGGGAUUGGAAUCUAAAAGGGGAGUUGUGUACAUACCAUGCUUUGUUUCCAAGGGCUUGGACAAUAUAUGAGGGUCAGCCAGACCCCGAACUUAAAAUCAUUUGUCGUCAAAUUUCACCUUUUAUUCCCCACAAUUACAAAGAGAGUGGUUUCCCAGUCUCAGUGUUUACAUUCACGCUCUCUAAUUCUGGGAAGACCUCUGCUGAUGUUUCUUUGCUUUUUACAUGGGCUAAUUCAGUUGGCGGGGUCUCCGGCUUUUCUGGUGGUCACUUCAACGCAAAAAUGAAAACGGAAGAUGGAGUGCGUGGAGUUCUUCUACAUCACAAAACCGCAAAUGGACAUCCUCCACUCACUUUUGCUAUUGCUGCGAAGGAAACAACCGAUGUCCAUGUCUCAGAAUGCCCUUACUUCUUGAUAUCUGGCAAUUCUCCAGGAAUCACUGCUAAGGAUAUGUGGCAGGACAUUAAAACGCAUGGAUCAUUUGACCACCUUGGUCACAAUGGAAUUUCGCCUUCAGAACCAGGAUCAUCGAUCGGAGCUGCCAUAGUAGCGUCUGUGACUGUUCCUUCUGGUUCUGUUCGUACUGUCACAUUUUCACUGGCAUGGGAUUGUCCAGAAGUGAGAUUUAAUGAGAAGACAUAUCACAAGCGUUAUACAAAAUUCUAUGGCUUUCUAGGGGAUGCAGCAGCAAAAAUUGCACAUGAUGCUAUUUUUGAGCAUGCUGAUUGGGAAUCGCAGAUAGAAUCAUGGCAAAAACCAAUUCUUGAAGACGAAAAACUUCCUGAAUGGUACCGUGUGACACUCUUCAAUGAGCUCUACUAUUUUAAUGCCGGGGGCACAAUAUGGACAGAUGGAUUACCUCCAAUGCGAAGUUUAGUAUCCAUUGGAGAGAAGAAAUUCUCUCUUGAUAAGCCCAGGUUAUAUCAGAAUAAGAAUAUUGACGUUGCUAAUCAGAAUGACAUGGCUACUGAAAUCCUUGAGAGGAUGACAUCAACACUUGAGAGGUUACAUACUCCACUAAUGUCAAAUGCAGCAUUUGGGACCAAUUUACUUCAGGAUGGGGAAGAAAACGUUGGUCAUUUCCUUUAUCUUGAAGGGAGUGAAUACCUCAUGUGGAAUACUUAUGAUGUCCACUUUUACUCAUCCUUUGCUCUACUCAUGCUGUUCCCAAAACUUGAACUUAGCAUUCAGAGAGACUUUGCAGUUGCAGUUAUGAUGCAUGAUCCAAGUAAAAAGAAAAUAAUGAGUGAUGGAAGGUGGGUUCCAAGAAAGGUUCUUGGUGCUGUUCCCCAUGAUAUUGGGCUCAAUGACCCUUGGUUUGAAGUAAAUGCUUAUAACCUAUUUUAUACAGAUAACUGGAAAGAUUUGAAUUCCAAGUUUGUUCUCCAAGUGUACAGGGAUUUCAUUGCAACUGGCGAUAAAAAUUUUGCAAUAGCUGUUUGGCCUUCAGUUUAUACUGCAAUGGCUUUUUUGGACCAGUUUGAUAAAGAUGGGGAUGGGAUGAUAGAGAAUGAGGGCUUCCCUGAUCAAACCUAUGAUGCGUGGUCUGUUACUGGUGUGAGUGCGUAUUGUGGGGGACUUUGGGUAGCAGCUCUUCAAGCUGCAUCAGCUAUUGCUCUUGAAAUUGGAGAUUCUGCAUCUGCCACUUACUUCCACGUCAAGUAUCAAAAGGCAAAAGCUGUAUUUGGCAAAUUAUGGAAUGGCUCCUAUUUCAAUUAUGAUAACAGUGGGGGUAGCUGCAGUAGGUCCAUUCUGGCUGAUCAGUUGGCUGGACAAUGGUAUGCUAGAGCAUGUGGUCUCAUGCCAAUCGCAGACGAUAACCAAGUGAGGAGUUCUCUUGAGAAGAUUUACCAAUUUAAUGUCUUAAAGGUAAAAGGAGGAAUGCAUGGGGCAGUGAAUGGUGUACUUCCAAAUGGGGAAGUUGAUUUGGCAACUAUGCAAUCAAGGGAAAUAUGGACUGGAACUACCUACGCUCUUGCUGCUAAUAUGAUUCAAGAGGGAAUGGUGGACACAGCAUUUAAGACAGCAGCCGGUAUCUAUGAAGUUGGCUGGUCCCAGGAUGGUCCGGGCUAUUCUUUUCAAACUCCUGAAGCCUGGAACACCAACGGCCAAUACAGAUCUCUCUGUUAUAUGAGACCAUUGGCCAUAUGGGCAAUGCAAUGGGCCCUGACAAAACCAAAGCUUGUCACCAAGGAGAUGAUGCAUGAAGUCAGUGAUGACCCUAUUACAUAUCUUAAGCAUCAUGCAGAAUUUUCCAAAGUUGCUAGCCUUUUAAAAUUGCCUGCGGAGAAGGAAAAUCCUAAGAGCUUCCUACAGACUUCCUAUGAGUUCAUUUUGAGGAUAUUGCCAUUUUAAUAUUCGCUUCUUUUUUUUCCCUUUUUUCUUUUUUGUUUUAUCAUUAGUCAUUUAAGCGGAUUGAAAGUUCAAAUUGUUGGCAUUAAAUAUGUAUCAAUCACAAUUUAUGUCAUGUUAAAUAAGAUUUUAUCCUAAGAAAAUAUUGUGUUUGAU